Messenger RNA from Didymella exigua CBS 183.55, 210 nucleotides. Its product is annotated as ankyrin. Gene Ontology annotation, cellular component: nucleus. The annotation marks the transcript as partial. NCBI's taxonomy places the organism in Eukaryota, Fungi, Ascomycota, Dothideomycetes, Pleosporales, Didymellaceae. Gene Ontology annotation, molecular function: protein binding; transcription cis-regulatory region binding. The transcript has a single exon. The record is from RefSeq and is a predicted model, not a curated record. Gene Ontology annotation, biological process: positive regulation of transcription by RNA polymerase II.
ACCCCACUACAUUACGCUGCAGCGCGCAAUAGAACAGCUGCGGUCAGUCUUUUAAUUAAGGCUGGAGCGGACGUGAACGCACAAGACCACCAUGGAAACACGUCGCUUCAUCUAGCAGCGGUCACAGGGUCCUGUAACGUCAUGCCAUUAUUGGUGUAUGCCGGAGCGGAUGUUAUCGCCAAAACUCGAAAUCAAUGGACUCCUAUAGAU